UUCAAUUAACUAAAGUUUUUGUUUAAAUCUACUCUCUCAAAUUAGCUUUUAGAAGUCACGUUUUGAAGUCAAGUUGCAAUUGAUUCCUGGUGGAAGAUUAUUGUUAUCUAAAUAUAUACAUCGGAAGCUGCCGUGUCACGUCAUUUGCGGAGAGAAAAUAACGGUUUUGGAGGCUGGAUUUGACUGGCUCUUCAAGCUAUUUAACGUUGAAGCUAAGCCUGCUGCUGGGGACUAUUCAACGAAUGACGCAGCAGCACCUGUUGAACACCGAAGGGAAAAAGGACAAAGGAAAAUACUAUUGUCUCGUCGGUAAUCCCUAGUUUCCUUACAUGUUUUAAUCUGCCUGCUCGAUGAUUGCAUGGGAAAUACCGUUCGUUUCUAUUUUCUUCUGAUCAAAUGAACAAAGGAUGAGAGACUCGAUAGAUGGAAGACGCCACAAUUAAAAGACUGGCUUUCAACGCAAGAAGCCGAUAAGGAACUGAAAGGCUGAAAGACAAUAAUACUGCAAUCAAAACAAUACUGCCUCGUAUUGCAGUAUAUUGGACUUCUCUUGAUCAUAUAGAAUACUAACAAAAAGUCGUAUAUCUCAAACCCGAACUCAGUGAUAUGGCUGAGAGAGCGCAGAACGCACAACGCGUCCAAUUCCAAUUAUCUCUCCAAGCCUGUGCUGAUGCUGACACCCACUUUGCGGGUCAAGAGAAAGAACAAGUUGACAAUAGAACAUUGCUGACGCAGGACAUCCUUGGAAAUAUCACAGCGAUUAAAGAUCCAGGUCAAAUAUUUGGGUACCAAUGUAUACCGAAGACUAAUUGGCAACUUAAUGAAAUAGACAAUGGAGUGAUGGGUUGUCGAUUUUAUAGCGGUAGCGAACGAGGGAAUAGUUCAAUGAAUGCAACUAGGGAUCAAUUGCAUGGGUCCCCAGUCAAUUUAAAUGUCCAACCUAUCAACCAAGAGCAACACUGUUCCAUAGAGUGCUAUGCGGUGGAGAACUGCCGCGCGCAAGCAGACGAUGUGCACAGGUUGGGAUCCCUCUGCUGCCUGGAGGACGCAACUCCAACACAGAACCCCACUCUCUUGUGUGAAGCCAGUGGAGUCGCUGAGAAAGAUCAGUGCCGAAUUGAUAAACCAAUUUUCCAGGCGGGGCAGAGGGAGGGGAACUAUGCGCCUGUCACCUAUUGUAUCACUGAAGCGCUGCCAGCACAUGAACGCGGACAACUAGGUAGCGCGGGACAGACGGCUGUGCGGGUAGAAAGCGACCCAUUCGCCACAAAGGAAAACCCAGCCCUGCAGUCCAGACUGGAAGGAUGGGCGUGUGGAAACGGCGUCUGUACCUCUAACGAGAAGACGGAUUUAGUGAUUGAAGUGUCUGGGAAGAAACUUGACGCCGUUUUGUCUGAGAAAAGUGAAUAUUUCAAGGCGCGGCAGUCCCGAGACGUAUUGCGAGUGAAAGGGAUGAGCUUUAAGACAUUGACAACAUUGGUGGAUUACAUUUACUCAUCCCGAAUGCAGGUUAGUAAGGAUAACAUUGUAGAUGUAAUCACAGGAGCUAAAAUGUUGCAAAUCUCAAGCGCGGUCCAAGCUGCUGUCGAUAUGAUGUCGGAACAAAUUACUGCCGAGAACUGCUAUGAGGUUUUGACCAUAGCCAAAAGGCAACGUCUAAACGAGUUGAAGGAUAAAGCCUACAAGUACAUGAGUGACAAUUACUUGCAAAUACUACGGGAUCCUACUGUCUAUGGGCGUCUGACGGGAGGGGAGAGAGAGCUGAUUCUAACCAGGAGAGUGGAGGGGAAAAGGGCGUUGAUGGUGGCCGAAAUUAACGAGGUGUAUGACCGCGUUGGAAGCAGACCUCCAAGUCGUGAGAACAGUCGCCCCCAGAGUCCUCUCUCGAUGGUUUCUUUGGAGGACAAUCAUGUUAUCUACCAUUACAACGAGGAGACAAAGGAGUGGAAAGUGCUGACGAAGAUGCCGGAUGAAAUCAACACAAAGGGCUCUGGGAUAUGCACUAUGUACAAUUACCUAUUCGUGGCGGGUGGAAUCCAAGGGCAGGGGGACAAAGGAAAGGUCUCAGACAAGGUCUUCUGCUACAAUCCUCUUACUGACAGCUGGAGCGAAAUCAGACCGCUCACUCAGGGUCGGUCUCAACUCAAGCUGGUUUCUAUGGAUGGCUAUCUGUAUGCAAUCGGAGGGGAAUGUCUCUUCACAGUGGAGAAAUACGACCCACGAAUGGAUAGAUGGAGUCCAGUAGCACCGCUACCAAAGGGGGCGUUUGCUGUCGCGCACGAAGCAACAACCUGUAACGGAGAGCUGUUCGUGUCCGGAGGCUCUCUCUUUUACCGUCUGCUAAGAUAUGACAGCAGAAGAGACGAGUGGGAAGAAUGUCCGUUCAACAACAGCAGAAAAAAAUCCACAGACAUGGUCGCGUUCAAAAACUUCAUAUACAGGUUUGAUGUCAACCGUGACUACGGCGUCAAUGUGUUCAAAUACAACACUGUGGUGAAAAUAUGGCAAGAGAGUGCUUCCCUGGAACAGACCAACCCCUUGCCGUUUCGGUGUGCAGUUAUUGGAAACACUAUUUACUGUGUAAACAAGUCCCAAAUAUUGCAAUUUGUUGUGGAAGAGGAGAAUGAACAGUUUUUGCCAGAGGCAAAAGCACUUAAAGCACCUGUAGAGACUAAAGGUGCCCUUGUUCCAAUUGUCUUGGCUUUGCCCAAGACAGUCUGAGAAAAAUGUGCAAUAAUGGCCUUUUCUUUGGAGACUUGAACGUGGCCAAAAAACUUAACACAACAAAGACAAUUGAACAUAAUAAUUUUGAAUGACUAAUUCAAUCAUAUUUUUCCAUAUUCCAUUUUAUUUUUAUUUUUCAUGGACAGUAUUUGUAACUCCAACUAGAGGUCAAUGUGUUUUUGUGUUCUCUUGUGUUUUCUUGUCUGUGCACUUCAACAGCUCAGGUACCAUGUACUGUAGGCCUAUGGGAUGUGUUCAGGCAGAAUUUUUUUCUAAAGCACUGCUAACGCAAUAUUCAUGUAAGUAGAUGUAAAGAUCUCAUUAUUUUAGAAGAUAUCCUCUCUGAGAAGAUUUAGACCAAUAUGGAAAUGUUAGUGCUCUUUCUUAAAAUAGGAAUGUAUCUUGUUGCAAAGCAGUUGUUUCCAAAGGUGGGGGAAAUAUAAACAAUCGGAAAAGAAAAACCUGAUAAUCCUAUGGUUUUUCCUUUUGGCAUCAACUAUUAUGAUCGCAACAUAGGGUUUUAUUGCACAGGGAACACCCCAAAGUGUGGUCAGAUAAUUUGAAGAAAAAACUGAUUUGAUUGUAAAACCACAUCCUUGGUUACAGUCUAGUUUUAGACUGUGGCUUGGAUAUUUCUAGACUGUUUCACAUUUCUGCAGGUGCAUAGCAGCCUAGGAAUCUCUGUAUCCUGACAAGUGAACCCCUCAGCCCGUUGCACUCUAUAGAUCCAUAACCAGAGGCUGAUAUGCUCAUUGUAGAGCAGACCAUAACUGUCUGCUAAUGUCAGUUAAUAAAUGUUAACAUAUUAGUAUCCUUUUGGCCACUGCGUUUUUUGUACACUUCCGCUUCUGGCAGUUGUGCAAUAGGUCUGAAUCCAUCCAUCAACGGACGGCAGUUUGUGAAAGAAUUGUACUCAACAGCAGAUUGUGUAAUUCACUGUUGGGAUGGUUGGUGUUUUAGGACAGCUUCCUUCUGUUGUGCCUGGAAACCGGGCCGGGGCUGUCGACAGCAGUUUGGCACUAAUAUGUGCUUUGCUUUGUCACCCAGUCCAGCCAGCAAGGACAAAGAGAGGGUCAUUUGUUUAAGCCUCAAGGGAAAGGCUUGCUGUUAAAUGAUAAUACGAUCCUGUCUGCCUGUGAAUGAAAAUGCAAUUUUGCACAAACACAUGUGUAUCACUAUACUUGUGAGGACCUUUCUGGGACCAAAAUGUAUUCCCAUUAAAACCAUAUUUCCUCUAACUUUACCACUAAACCUAACCUUUACAACAACUUAAUACCCAUUUUUCUAUGUAAGGACCUGCAAAAUAUCUGAUUAUCUUGGGUUAUAACACACACACAAACACGCAUUUUGAGGCCUAUGAACUGUUGCCAAGUCUCAGUUGGCUCAUAUGUUGAUGGUUUGUGCCUUAAGUCCUGUCAUAUCCACUUACUAUAGGACCUUACAGGGUCUGACGUCCUGCUCAUAGUCUCAAAAGAUCCUAUUCAAAGAUAAUGACAUCCAAAGACAUGUGAAGUCACCCUUAUGUUUUGUCCUAUUCAGUGAAGUGUGCGCAUUUGAAAAUAUUGCUGCUCUUCUGCACCACACCCAUUGCUCAGGGCAAGGUGAGGUUUAAAAGUAACUUUCCACCGGUGUUUCUGAGUGGAUAUCAAAUAUGAUACUGGAUGUUGGAAUGUUGUUUCCCAAAAACAGAAUGACAUGCAAGUUCGGUUUGGCCAGUGGUUGUAAAAGUACCAUUGUCAAGCUAAAAGGGAUCCCUGAAAAGGGAAUACUAUGACUAGCUUUGAAACUUGGUAUGCUAGUGAACCUGUUAGGCCAGUGAAUAUACUAUUCUCAUAUAAACAAAAAAUUACACAUCCAACCCAAUAAUAGCAUGUUAAAAAACAUAUUGUUCAUAGCAAAAAUCCCAGACUGCAUCUUCAAUGGCUAGCUCAUCUUCCUUUAGACUGCUGAUUGGCCAUUUCUUUCUCCUCGAGAGUAGGAUAUUGUACUCUGAGAAAAUGCAGUAGCAAGCAGUUUUUUGAGGGACAAGUACAAAGUAGGGUUUUUAAAUGUAAUCUUUUCCCCUACUUGUGCUUUUGCCACAAAUAAAGAUUUAAGACGAGUCAGUAACAUUACUUGGGCGUAAGUUAACAGAAAAUACUUCUAAAAGGCAAAUAUUUGAGCCCUGUUGUAUUUCUAUGCCCUGUGUGUAGGCUGUUUCUUACCUCAAUAAAUACUUUUUUGACUUUUACUCUCUUUGAUUAUGUAAUGAUCAGUAGUGAUUCCAUUUAUAGAUGGAAUAACAUUGUAGAACGGCAAUGUGCCUUCAUGAGAAAUAUCCUGCUGCGGAUGCCCCUCACAGUCUUGUAUAUUGCUGUUGGGUUUAAAGAUAAAUGAAUGAGCAUGCUGCAUUGCCGUGAGAAAUGUCGUUUGGACCAAGGCAGUCUUGCUGUUGAACAAAUGACAAAAUGCUAAUAACCUGAAUGAAAUACUUGUGAGCUUGUGAGUUAUGAUGUCGGUUGCAUCAUUUUGAACCACUGUAAUAAAAGUGCUCUUGGGACACUUCGCCCGCUCCCUGGCUGUUUAUUUUGCGUUUAUGGGUUGACGGCUGUGAUUGCAUGCCAGCGAACCAGACACACGUGCGGGGAUGGCAGCAUUUCAUCUCCUAAGCAAUCACACUGUACAGCUGGAGCAUCAUGGACUUCCCCAGUGUGCUGAUGGUGGGCCUCAUUUUGGUCCUCAUGUAGGGAACAUUCAAUCCAAUACCGAAUGUCUGCCAAAAAACAGUGCACCUUGGUUCAAUAAAAGAAUGUUCAUUCGUUAAGUGUGUGAUAUUGAAAUGUAGUGCUGUCUUGCUAUCCUUAUAUAGUGCUCAACAAUGCUAGUUUUCCAAUUCUUAUUGUUUUCUUGUAAACAAUGGUCUCUCUCGGUGCACUUAACACAACAGAAACAGCUACUGAUGUAAUUAGACUCAUUUUAGUUGGUCAUGUAGCUGGUGGCGGCUGUAUUUUUAGUCCUACAGAUAAAACCUGACUAACAGCACUAACAGCACUGACAGCAUUCAGUGUGGUUUAAUUAACCAGGCCAGCAGGAUGGUGGGAGCUUCACCGUCUUUGCCCUAAUGACACACUUGGCUCCCAUAGAGUCCCUGUAUUCAUGGAGUAGAUUGAUGUUGGAUUCUUUUCUCAAAAUCUCUGCCUGUCGAGGGUUAAAAUAAGUAUAAAACUACAAAGGAACUGAAUAGAUUUAUGGUACAAUUUGCUUUGGGGGGCAUCUUUGAGCCACAUUGCUAUUAAAAGUCCAAUUGCUCAUUGCCAUGGGAAUGGAGGGGGAGGUUUUAGCCCAACACUUCUCACACUCCUUUGGCUUGGGUGGUGGUUCAACUAGGUGCUGGAGACAAAACACACUGACCCAUAUAAAAGCUGACGUGAAUCUGCUCUUGGUUUACCUAUGUUAACGAACAACAUUUUUAGUUCUUUAGUCAAAUUCACUUGUGGAUCUCAGGUUGGUGCUAUAGGCACAUACAACAAAGUAAACGCUAUUCUCUUGGUUUAUAUAUAUACCUAGGAAUCUUGUUAAAUGACCAGCUGUUGUUUACAAAAA
Molecule: messenger RNA, 6306 nt
Organism: Esox lucius (northern pike)
Lineage: Eukaryota; Metazoa; Chordata; Actinopteri; Esociformes; Esocidae
Product: kelch repeat and BTB domain-containing protein 11
Exons: 2
Coding region: 607-2721 (704 amino acids)
Molecular function (GO): protein binding
Source: RefSeq, a predicted model, not a curated record